Molecule: messenger RNA, 2520 nt
Organism: Aedes albopictus (Asian tiger mosquito)
Lineage: Eukaryota; Metazoa; Arthropoda; Insecta; Diptera; Culicidae
Product: sodium-dependent nutrient amino acid transporter 1
Exons: 6
Coding region: 255-2102 (615 amino acids)
Biological process (GO): sodium ion transmembrane transport
Cellular component (GO): plasma membrane
Molecular function (GO): L-amino acid transmembrane transporter activity
Source: RefSeq, a predicted model, not a curated record
UCAAUGUUCAUCACAGAACCUUCAUGUUGUCAUAAAUGGCAACAGUACGGUACGAACUGCUCUCGCUGCCACUAUAAACUUAAUCGUUAAAGUUGGGACUGCAGAGAUCAGUUGUUCGACAGGUGCCCAUGUGCUCGGAUGUGUGAUUAAAUUAUUGAACAGAUCUCACCGGCAAGAAAAUCGUCGUCCAGAAGCAAGUGCGAAGAAAACUCGUUACCGUUUGACUAAGCCUUAGAGAAGCCAAAAAACAAGUUAUGGAUAACCGAACGUACAUCGCAGAAUCUCAAGUUGAUCUCAGUGCAGUGACCCACAGUAAUAAUGCAUUGGAUGCAACUGCCGCAAACGGGAAUGGUGCGGUGGCCAAGAAACCAUCCCCGGUCCGAGACAAAUGGGGAAAAGAUGUAGAGUUCAUGUUGUCCUGCAUAGCCUAUUCGGUGGGCUUUGGAAAUGUGUGGAAGUUUCCGUAUACUGCCCUCAAGAAUGGAGGAGGAGCUUUCCUGAUCCCUUAUUUGGUGGUGUUGUUCCUCGUGGGGAGACCAAUCUACUAUCUGGAGAUGGUGAUGGGUCAGUUUUCGAGUCGAGGUGUGGUCAAGAUCUACGAUCUGAGUCCUGCCAUGAGGGGUAUAGGGGUGGCGCAAUCAAUCGCUAUGUUUAUUGUAAUGACGUACUACACCCCGGUACUGGCGAUCACCUUCCGCUAUCUGGUGGCGUCGUUCAAUGCCGCACUGCCGUGGGCCAAAUGUGAUCCUUCGUGGCCCAAUUGCGUCGAUUCAGACUUCGUUGGGCAAAUCGUUUUCAACUCGAGUAUUAAACCUAAAGCUUCCGCAGAACUAUACUUUCAAAAUUCUGUGAUGCAUCAAAACGGAUCUCUGUACGAGGGGCUUGGACUCCCUGACUGGAAGCUGGUGCUUUGUCUGCUCUUUGCAUGGUUGUGCGUUGCAACCAUUUUGAUAAAAGGCAUUAAAAGUUCCGGAAAGGCAUCCUACUUCCUGGCCAUCUUUCCGUACGUGAUCAUCUUGAUUCUGUUCGUCCACGCGUGCACUCUAGAUGGGGCAUUCAACGGAAUUUUGUUUUUCCUAACGCCACAGUGGGAUCAAUUGCUGAACGUAACGGUAUGGUAUGAAGCAGUAACGCAGUGCUUUUUCUCGCUUUCGGUGUGCUUUGGCGGGAUCAUCGCCUAUGCCUCGUUCAACAACUUCUCCAACAACGUGUACAAGGACGCCAUCAUCAUUUCCUGGCUGGACACCUUCACGUCCAUCAUUGCCGGGUGCAUUGUGUUCGGCGUGAUUGGAAACCUGGCAUACGUCACCGAGCAGCAAGACAUCCAGGAGGUGGUCAAAAGUGGCGCUGGACUGACGUUUAUGACCUAUCCGGACGCGAUCGCCAAGUUCGACUGGCUGCCGCAGCUAUUUUCGGCGCUGUUCUUUCUAAUGCUGUUCAUCGUCGGGCUGGGCAGUAACCUGGGCGUGACGACCAGCAUUGUUACGGCGAUUAAGGAUCAGUGCCCGGAGUUGAAGAACUGGCAGGUUGUGUCGGCGGUUGCCGUGGCUGGGUUUUCUUUUGGGAUUGUGUAUCUGACGCCUGGAGGAUUGGAUUUCCUUGAUAUUUUGGAUUACUAUGGUGCUAAGUACGUUACGUUGACGUUUGCCGUGCUGGAACUUGCUACGCUGGCGUGGAUCUACGGUGUGGACCGCAUCUGCAGGGAUAUCAAGUUCAUGCUGGGCAUCGAGACCAGCUUGUUCUGGAGGAUCUGCUGGGGAGUUGUGACGCCUUUGGUAACCGUGAUCAUUUUGCUGUUGAGCUUCAUUGAUUACGAGGCUUUUAAGGUUCCCGUAGGAUACAACAUUCUCGGUUGGUUUAUCUACAUUGUGGCCGUCCUCCAGCUACCCGGCUGGGCGUUGUACGCCACCACACGGAGCAGCUCGAAAACACUAGACUCGUGGUGGGCCUCGUUGAAGAAAUCGUUUCGCCCACUGCCCGAAUGGGGUCCAGAAGAGGUGCAGACGCGGCUACGCUACCAGGAGGAAGUGGAACAGUACGAGGCUACGGUACCGCGAGAUCGCAAUGUUAUGGAUUGCGUCAAGCGGAAGUUGUUUAGUUGAUCAAAUACUCAGUUGUGUUUUAGUGGAAUUAGUUCAUAGAUAUCGAUUAAGGCGUACUAAUAAAUUAGGCAUUCAUUUCGUAAACGGCCAAUUCGACACUGAAUAAUACUUAUUAGACAGGGUAUUGGUUCCCCUACUAAGCAUGUGACUCCUACUUUCAUCCUACGAAAAACAAAGGACUUUGUAUUUUUUGUUGGAAGUGAGCACGUAUGAAAACGAAAAGAACGGAAUCAAUUGGUGCCGUUAUCGAUUGUUUUCUAAUAGCGUGAAUUUGGGAGAGUGAGAUUAGUGUUGGCACACAUCCCCCAUAUGAAUUUACAAGAAGCAAUUGUUUGUAAUUCUAACAUAUAUAGUUUUCGUUCAUGUGUUCUAGUUAUUUAAAUUUAAAUGAAAUAAAUAAUUUAGUCGUUGUUUAAGA